Molecule: messenger RNA, 1890 nt
Organism: Paramecium sonneborni
Lineage: Eukaryota; Ciliophora; Oligohymenophorea; Peniculida; Parameciidae
Source: the annotation of a GenBank genome assembly
AUGUAAUACCAGAAUAGAACUAAAUUUGAGCAGGAGACUUAAAUUUUUUAUACAGUAAACAAAAAGAAGUUUGAUGAUGGAAGAUUUGAUCAGGAGAACGAAAAUAGAAAUUUAGUGCUCUAUGAAUUAGCAUAAUUAGAAAAUAUCUAGAAAUCCUAUUUAUAAGAUUUGGAAAUAAAAGACUCUAGCUUUUUUAAAUCAUUUGCAUUAAUAAAUGCUAUAUUUAUAGUUCAAUAAAAUAUGAGUAAUCUAAAAUAAAACUUUGAACAAAGAGAAGAUCGAUUAUUUGGAGUUUGGCUUUGGUAAUAAGGAGAACAACAUUUAGUAAUUGUAGAUGAUUAAAUACCUUGUAUAUUUAGAGGGAAUUAUCCUGAAUUAGCAACAAUAAUUUCAAAAUAUGAAUGGCCAAUUAUUUUAUAAAAAGCAAUAGGAAAAUUUUUAGGAUAUGGAUAUAAUUCAUUUAACAGCUUAAAAAAUGAAACAGUUGAUUUUUUUAUCUAAGUAGCAUUUAUAUAAUAUUAAAUUAGAUGAUAACAGGAUCAAUAAUUAUUGAAUAAGAAUUUUAAUCUAUUGAAGAAUUAGAAAAAAUAAGCAGAGAUAAAUAGGUCAUAUUAUUUGUUAAAUAUACUUAAAAUUCCUAAAUUAUAGCUUCUAUAAUUGAAUUUACAUAAAUUUAUAUGGAAGGAGAAUAAAGGUUGAUUAGAUUAAUUGCUCCAAACUAAUAAUCUGUUUUUGCAUAAGGUAAUAUUAAUAAUUGAAUUCUAAGGUAGAUCAAAAGAUUAUAGAUCAUGUUAUCUUAAUUGGUAAGAGUUUAAAUAGAAUUUUUAAACUGUUCAUUAAUUGAUUUGGAAGGAUGAUUAUCGAGUAACUCCAGUUCAAUUAAAGAAUCCAAGUGAGAGAAGUUUUGGUUCUAAUGAAAACACAUUAUAGAAUUAAUAUGGUUUUAUUGAACAUACAUAUUUAUAUAAAUUUAAAUUAGAUGAUGAUGAUAACAAUUACUAAAUUACUAUUUGGCAAAAAGAUUAUAUAAUCAAUGAAGGAAAGAUAGAAAUUUUAAAUAACUAUUCAAGUUAAAAAUUGGGUUUAAUUAGAAUUUUAUUAUUUCAAGAAUUUUAACCUAAUUAGUAUAAAUUUAUUGAUGGUAAUUGUAAUUUCUUAAGCUAUAUAUCUAUUAAUCAAAAACUUAAAAAAGGUGAUUACUUUAUACUCUGUCAAGGCUACUUUAACUAAUUACAAUAAAGGGACUUAACUCUUACAAUUAAAGGUCUAUAAGUACCACAAUCUAUUAUUCCAGAUCAAUAAUAGGAUUCAAAAUUAAUCAAAUUAAUUACAACCAUGAUAAUGAAUCAUACUUCAUUAGAAAACACGAGAUCAAUUUAAGAACCUCAGAUUCAAGUGACAACUAAUAAAGCGUACGGUUUUCUGUAUUUCUAUUAUAAAAAUAAAGGAACUAUUGAAAUUUAUGAACAAGUUAACUUUUAACAAUUAGGAUUCUUUAUUGAAUAUAAUUCAUUAACUCAAUAAUAAUAAUUUUAAAUCAAAGUUUAGUAAAAUCAUUUUUAAAUAUAAUUGUAUACUUUAGAUCCAAGAAUUAUAAUACAAUAAGAGAAUCUGAGUUUUAAAUAUUGCUAUACAUACAAUAAUUUAGAUAAAUAAUAAUAGUAAUAAUAGUAAGAAAAAUAAUAAUAAUAGUAAUUAUAGUAAUAAUAAUAGUAGUAAUAAUAGUAAUAAUAAUAAUAAUAGUAAUAAUAAUAGUAAUUGUAGAAAUUAUAGUAAUAAUAAAAAGGGCUGAUAAAUUGCAAUUAGGUAGAUGUAUCGAUAAAACAACAUAAACAAGGUAUAUAAAGAAAUAUAAUAAGGGAUUUGGAUAUAAUUUUAAAAUAAUUCUGA